GUUGACCCAAAUCACAACGUGAAUGCAACAACGGCAACCCCCCUUUUGCGUGUAGGUGAUCAUAAGAGGAGACCUAGCCAGGUAGUCCGCAUGGCCGGUAGUUGUCAUUUCACCUAUCAAAAAUAGUGGCACGAUGGGCUCUGAACAUGCAUCCAGCAUGUAAUACACACGUGUGAUGCAUAAAUAGAUUAUGUAACGCCGGCUAGAGGCGCUUCGUCUGCUGGUUUCGCUGGUCAUGGCGGAGGUUGUUGCUGGCCGCGGACAUGGGCCGUCGCGUGCCACGGCACCGAGGCUUCUUGGUGCCCAAGCCCGGGAUGGUGCCCCUACUCUGGCCCCAGCGCAACCUGCAGUUACAGCAUCAGCUGGAGCUCCUGCGACAGAAACCCCGUCGAUACGGCCUAGCAUACUGUGCAGCAGGGAAGGCGGCUCCAGCAGCUCCGGGUAUGCCACAUCUGCUGAUGCCCAGACAUCUGCUCAAGCUGCGGAUCGCCCCAAAGCGCCCGCAGUCAGUAGCCACCAGCAGCCAUCCAGGUUACUGCUUGGAGUUGGCUUGCCGCAAGGAUCCUCGCAAGACCGCGUUCCUACGCAGGCGCUGCCACCGCUGUCACCUGGUGGCCAGUCGGUGCCAGCGGCAACUGUGCAGAGGACACUCAGCAGCGCCGGCGGUCGCGGCCUGGUCUCCAGCGCUGCUGCCGGCGGCGGUGCUGCGGGCAGGCCGCCCCGUGCCAAGCCCUUAGCCGUCUGUGGCGGAGGCGGCGCAGCUGCUGGCGGCGACACCAGGGCGGGACUGUCCCUAUCGGCUACGGGGACGUCGACAUCAGAUCGGCGGCGGUCGCAGCUGGGGGUUACUCCUUCACUUGACCGUGCAAGGAUGGGAACAGUGGCUGGUAGCAGCGGUCGUGGUAGCAGCAGCGGCGGCGUCAGUGGCGGUAGCUCGGGUGGUGGCAUCAGCGGUUCCGGAGGGGGUAUGGGCGGCCGCACCGGCAGCGGCUCCUCGUCCUCCUCCUCUGGUGCUGCUGGCGGUAUCCGCGGAUCUGGCGUAGCAGCGGGUGUACGGCAGAAGUCCCGCCGUACUGGACCGGUGGCAGGCCCCAACAGCGCUGCCGCACGUGCCGCUGAGGCACGUGCCGCCGCUGCGGCAGCCGAAGCCGCCUUAGACGCUGCUGCUGGCACCGCCGCCAGCAUCGCACCCGCUGCUGCGGAUGCCGCUACUGCUGCUGCUUCUGCUGCCGCAGCCGGCCCCUCGGCCCCUAGGGGCAACGAGGAAAACAGCCCCGCCCCGCAGACGCCUGCUGCGACUAGCUCUGGUGGAAGCGGAGGAAUCGCCGGCGGCUCACUUAAUGCCAGACGUAGCGGCGGCGGCGUCUCGGCGUCUUCCACAUUGCAUUCAGGAGGAGUAGCAGCCGAUGAUGGAGUAGCAGGCCAUGCAGCGCCUGCCGCGCUGCAGAGGCGGCCGUCACGGCUGCUGUCGUCCUACACGUCAUUGUCUAGUAGCAACGGCGGCGGUGGUGCUUUGAUUCCCACACUCCCAAUCUCCACCACCUUUCCGGCCAUGAGCAGCACGACCCCACUCCACCGCUCACCUGCUCUUGCGACGCCGGCGUCUCCAUCGCAUCGCGGCAGUGCUGCUGGUGGCGGUGCCGCCGCUGCUGCUGCUGCUGACGGCGCCGGCACCGCUGUGGCAGAGCUCCGCCCGUCCGCGUCCCGUGGUGCAGCUGCAGCAGCUGCGGCCUCCUCACCAGCCCAGCCACCAUCUACACGACAGCAGGACACCGGUACCGUGCUCUACUACCGUCAGAUCCCAGACCAACACCCUCAUCAGCAGAUCCAACAAUCGCCGCCGCCGCAGCCGCUGCAGCAGCAGCAGCAGGACCGCCCACCGCCGCACCCGCCGCCAUCGCCGCCACCGCUACAGCGUCAAGUAGGGCCGAUAGCGCUUUCCAUCGGGCCCUUAUCCAUGUUUGGUCCGCUCGCUGCUACCACUGCCGCAGCUCCACUCCUUCAACCCUCCAUGUCAGCCCGGCGACCCUCAAUAUCGACUUCGCCUUCGUUGUCGACGUCUGCGCCGCCGCCACCACCACCGUCAACGUCCUCGGCGUCAGCUUCGGCUGCGCCGCCGACGGCGGCGGCGGCGCCGACGGCAUCCACCCCACUGCGUCGGGCACUGACUCCGCCAAACAUCUCCGCACAGCUGCCGUCAGCAUCAGCGUCGGCGACAGCGCCGUCGGGAGCUGUACGACAAGCUUCGACAGCUGAACCAGCUACAUCUGCACGCGGGGAAGCUGUUGGAUUGCCGCGUGCAGCUUCGUCGUCAACGAUGGCGUCGAUCCCAAUGCGGCCCUCUUCGCAACGCUCCUCCGAUUCAGCCGCCUCUGCGACGGCGAUUGCGCGUACGGCGCUGGGGGGGCCGGCGGCAGCGACAGCGGCGGUAUCAUCGCUACACGUUGCCGCCGCCACUGGCUCCUCGACAGCCGCGGCAGGGCGUGGUGGUGGUGUUGCCGCUGCCGCUAUCACACACGGCAGCGGUACGGCACAUGGCAGUAGCAGCAGCAGCGCUACCACCUCUUCCGCUGCUGCCAGGACGAGCAACACACGGGCGGCGGGUGUGGGCGCGAGUGCGCCUUCUCGCGGCGCGGUCGCUGGGAGUAGAAGAGCGGCGUUGGCACCCAAUGGAUCUGCCGCCGCCAGUGGCGCCAAUGGCGGUGGCGGUGGUGCCGGGCGACGUGCGAGCGGGAGUACGAACGGAGGCGGCGGCAUGCGGGCUGGCGGCCGCAGCGGCAGCGGCAGUAGAGGUGGCAGCAGUAGCGGCGGGGUUUCGCGGGAGGGCAGAAGCGGCAUGCGGCGGGCUUCAGGCGCGUCGUCGUCAGAAGCGGCGGUUGACGGCGCCGCCGCCGCCACCCUAUCGGUUCCCUUCCUUAGGAUUGCUGGUGGCGGCAUUGGCGGCGGCGGUGCUGCCGACGCCAUGUACGACAACAUGAUGUACGGCAACGAGUACGGUCGCGAUAAUGGGGAUGUGAAUGACAGCGACGAUGAGGUGGACGUCGAUGGGUUUGAUAGCUUGUUUGUGUCGUACAGAGAACAGCGGGAAAGACAGCGGCAGCAGCAUCUGCAGCAGCCGCCACGCCAACUACUUCAACCGCGAUCGCAACAGGUGCAUUUAGAUCCGCACAACGGUCUUGGUUUGUACGGCAACCGGCAGUUGGUCGGCAACUAUAACCACAACGACCAAGACGCUGCAACAUCCUCGGGUGCUUCGGCAACCGCCGCCUCCCUACAUGCACAUGCCCACAUGCCUCGACGGCAGCCCCACCCGCCGACAACGUCAAGCCCCCUGACCGCCGUACACGACCUCCGUCGCCGGCGCCGUCAACACGCCGCCGACAGCGACAGCGAUGAAGACGACGACGGCGGCGGCGCCGACGGCGUUGAGAGUCGACGCCGCGCCGGCGUUGGACUUUGGCUUGACGACGCGCGCCGACGCGCCGCCGAGCGCGACGACGACGGCGUCCUCGGCGGCGGCGCAUUCAUGUUCAGCGGCGAUCGCGGUGGCGGCGGCGGCGGCUUUCGGGAUCGUUUUGUAUUAGACAUGAUCCGGCGGCGAGACAUGGAGCGAGCGGCGUUGCUGCAGUUGCUGAUGGCGGGAGGGGAGGAGGAGCUGCUGCGGCAGGCGGAGGAGGAGCAGCUGGCACUAGCCCUUACGCUGUCUCUCCAGGAGGCGGGAGCCGCCGGCAGCAGCAGCAGCGGUAGCGGCGGCCUGAGCGCUGAGCCGAGAGUCAGCAUUGCCGACGUGGCGCCGCGUCGUGCCAUCGCGGCCCUGCAGAUGGCCCGUGGGUCACUCCUGGAAAUAGCGGCUGCGGCUGCGGCAGCCGCAGCUGAGGCUGCUGCUGCCGCGGAUGCUGACUUCCCGAGCUAUGAGGAGCUGUUGACACUGGAGGAUGUAAAGGUCACCACGCCGCAGGAAGUGCUGGACGCCCUGCCGUACAUCACGUACGAGGGCGACCGCGGAGCGUCAGACGGCACCUGCGCCAUCUGCCAGUGCGACUACCAGCGCGGCGAGCGGCUGGUCCGGCUGCCCUGCGGCCACAUGCUGCAUGCGGAGUGCGGCGGGCAGUGGCUGGGAGGCUACUCCAAGAAGUGCCCCAUCUGCAAGCAGGCGGUGUGCUGAGGAGGCAGGGAGGAGGCAGGCAUGAAGGCGCGGUGGGCUGGUGGGCAAGGGUGGAACGCAAGCCGGCAUGCGGGGCCUGUCUGCACGCCUACAUACGGAGUGCGGCAGAGGUUGGGGAACUGUUUCCUGACGUGCGUUGGUGUGUACAGAGCUACGGACUAGCGUUAGGCUGUCUGCAAUUCGAGGAUAGCUUACGCCGUAGGUUAGGGCUAUUUGUUUGAACCCUCUUGGGGGAUACUGCUGUGUAAGCAGCGACCAAAGUGUGUGGCUCUUCAGGUGCUACUGGCAUGCAUGUGUUAUUCAUUCAUUCGCUGGCGUGCGCUGCAUCCUGCAUGGGAGAGGUGGGUGAGAGACCCAUUUAGCGUCGUGAGGUGAAGCACAGGGGUUUACGAGGAUAAGCAAAGGAUGACUACAGGCCCCACUACCAACCGCCGGUGUGCAAGGAGUGCACGUGGGCAGGGGAUGGCGGCUAACGUAUGAGCAGCUGUGCGGGUGUCUUCACUUGUUUGCUGGGUGUUGCUUGCUGGGAAGCGAAGCGGUGGUGGAAGGUGGAGAAGUGGUCCUUGUCUUCCUACGCCUGGUGGCGCGCGAGGCGGCUUGAUGCAGCAGGGCCGUCGAGCUUUGCAACCCUUCCUUACCUAAUCGAGGGUUAUGAAGGCGCGUGACGCUUGUUGCAUGGCGUGCUUAGUGCAUUCUUCCCAUAAAACUCAUGCUAACGCAGCACAUGCAGCCCGUGAAGGCUUGGACACGGAGGGCCGCUCAGAACGCGAAAGCGGGCGCAAGAAAGAUCAGUCCUUCUUCCUCCUUGAGGCAUCUGUACAGGACGGCUUCGAACUUGGCUAGUUAUGGAGGAAAGCGCCUGGCUUGGGUGUUUACCGCUGCUCUGGCUCCAUGCACGAUUGGUUGGCCCAGGCAGGGUGAGUGGCGCAGCACACGGUCAUCCAUGCGUGCUCGGCACGCUUCUUUAUAUACCCUGUGCUUUACCCCGGUUACUCUUCCACUUGCGCCUCGACAACGCGCCCAACGUUUCGAGUGUAGGAAUAUUGAGGCUGUCUAAGAACCGUAAAUGUGUGUUGGAUGGCAUGUAGGCAUGCGGCGUGCUAAGCACUGAAAGGCAAGGACGCGCUCUUCAUGGCUUGGGCGCGGCACGCGGCAUGCAGCACACGAUAUGCAAGUCAGAAGGGUAGAAGUCCUGAGGCUCGGUCGCGUUGCCAACCCCAAGGUGCCAAGGCUUCCUAGGACUGUAAGCCGUUAGCACCUCAGCAGGAGGGGGAGUUGAAGAAGGGCAAGCGCUGCAGCUUUUCUUAAGCGUGCCAAGACUGCCAUCUUCUCUUGCGUCCUAGGCGUCGCCGUGUC
Molecule: messenger RNA, 5521 nt
Organism: Astrephomene gubernaculifera
Lineage: Eukaryota; Viridiplantae; Chlorophyta; Chlorophyceae; Chlamydomonadales; Astrephomenaceae
Source: the annotation of a GenBank genome assembly